Messenger RNA from Frieseomelitta varia, 1376 nucleotides. RefSeq names its product transmembrane emp24 domain-containing protein 7-like. Gene Ontology annotation, biological process: Golgi organization; endoplasmic reticulum to Golgi vesicle-mediated transport; intracellular protein transport. Bases 165 to 773 code for a protein of 202 amino acids. Gene Ontology annotation, cellular component: endoplasmic reticulum; endoplasmic reticulum-Golgi intermediate compartment; COPII-coated ER to Golgi transport vesicle. The transcript is spliced from 3 exons. The record is from RefSeq and is a predicted model, not a curated record. NCBI's taxonomy places the organism in Eukaryota, Metazoa, Arthropoda, Insecta, Hymenoptera, Apidae.
UCGCGUUAGAGCGAGUAACAUCCGGCCACGUUAAAAUAGUUUGUUUGGUUAAAAUAUUGGCCGGGUUUUUCCUCUCGACUGAUUGAACAGUGCGCCUUUAAAAUUUUUUUCCUCUCAAAACUUAAAUGCAAAUAAACUACGAGAGAUAGACGAACUAACGAAGAAUGAACUACUGGUCGAUUUGUUUGCUGUUUGUCUCGCUGUUUGGCACGAUAUUACGUACUGGCGGUGUCGAGCUCUCGUUCGAACUACCUGACAAUGCGAAACAGUGUUUCUAUCAGGAAAUUGAAAAGAAUGAGACGGCGAUGCUCGAAUUCCAGGUCGUGACCGGUGGACAAUACGACGUCGAUGUAAUUCUAGAAGCACCAAAUAAAGAAGUCAUUUACAGACAAAUAAAAACGCAGUUCGAUUCGCAUCAAUUUACAGCAUCCAUGACAGGAGCUUAUAAAGCCUGUUUUAGCAAUGAAUUCUCAACGUUUUCACACAAACUGGUUUACAUGGAUUUUAGGGUGGGCGAGCAAUAUCCGCUUGGGGAGCAUGUAACUGUUAUGACACAGAUGGAGUCUUCGGCUCAGGAGAUACACAAGAACUUGAAUAAUAUUUUGGACUACCAAACGCAUCAUCGAUUAAGAGAAGCACAAGGUCGCAAACGCGCAGAAGAUUUGAAUACUCGUGUGCUUGUAUGGUCUGUUAUGGAAACGCUGACAAUUUUGAUCAUAUCAGUGGGACAGGUGUUUAUCUUAAGGACCUUUUUCACAGAGAGGAAACGUUAAUACAUUCAUUAGUGCAUCUGCAAGUAAUAAUACUUUCCUUGUGCGCAAUAAAGUAACUAAUCUGUCGGAUCAAUGUGGAACAAUGCCGUCAUAUUUAAUGUUUCACAAAUUCUACCAAUUAUGGUGCCAUGGUAAUUUUGGCCAGUUGUUUGUUACGUCCAUUUGUUUUGGACUCAAAAAUACAAGAAUCUAGACAGAUAGAGUAAUUUAGUAACAGAAACACGUGGUUUCCCCGAGUAUGAGAAUGUUGUGUAUGCGCGUAUUCAUGAGUGUAUAAUUUGAAUUAAGUUAUAUAAAACCUAGGGUAUUUUUAUAUGAAACCUAGGGCAAAUACCUGCUCUAUUAUGAGUAAUAAUGAGAAAUGUAAAAUUGGGCAGUCUCUUCUAAUUCUUAAGUUAACAGUACUUUGUUAUUGACAGUGUAACAUCGUCGUAAGAAACACAUUUUUCUUACUGUGAAUGUGAAAUAAUAAACUAGACAAUUUGCGCGUAUGAACGUGUUACUUUCUACAAUUUUCCCAUCUUGCUAAGGAUGUAAUUAAUGUAAUUUGUUACGCUUGUACUUAAUGUAUUAAUUGACAAAUAAAGAAAAUUCAAAUUUGCA